Xiphias gladius (swordfish) is the source of this 2113-nucleotide messenger RNA. RefSeq names its product HEPACAM family member 2 (gene hepacam2). Lineage: Eukaryota; Metazoa; Chordata; Actinopteri; Istiophoriformes; Xiphiidae. The record is from RefSeq and is a predicted model, not a curated record. Bases 105 to 1478 code for a protein of 457 amino acids. The transcript is spliced from 9 exons.
CUCCUUCUCCACCUCUUUCUCUUCCACUCCUUUCCUCUUUCCUCCAUCCCUCACUCCCUGCCUGCCUUUCAGAAAUCCCACAUAUCCCUUGAGGAUAAGAUGCCAUGGAGGCCACAGGAAGAACAGCACUCUUCAUUUGCUCUGUCCAUUUCAUCCUAAGAGAGGUCAACUCCGAUUUCAUCCACAUCCCUUCAUUAGUCCAUCAUGGCAUUGAAGGGAAGUCACUGCUCCUGUCUGUGGAGACUCGCUUUCCACUGGACGACGCUGAGAUCCAGGGAACUUGGUCCCACACCAGGCCGAGUGGCACCAGGACCAUGUUGGUGUCGUUUACCAAAGAGGCCACGAUCACUGACAUGAUGUACCGCAACCACCUCCACUUCAGAGAACCCAAUGUGUCUUUGCUAAUCCAGAAAUUAGACCAGGGCGAUGAAGGGGAUUAUCAUCUGAGUCUUAACAUAGAGUUUCAUAAUAAGACAGGACUGGUUAUCAAGGAGGAGAGAACUGUGCAUGUGACAGUGGACGUCCCUGUGUCCACUCCAGUCAUUGAGCAGAACCCACCCUACGCGGUUGUUGAGGACAAGGCAAACGUAACCUGGACUUGCUCUGUUGAGAGAGGAACAAGAGUUGAGUUUCAGUGGCUGAGGGAUAACAUCACGUUGGGUCGUAGUGACAGAUGCCACUUCUCCCAAGACAACUCUACAUUUUUAAUAAGUCCUGUGAGGAAAGAGGACAAGGGAAUUUAUCACUGUGUUGCCAGAAACCCAGUCAGUCAGGGUCAACACAGCAUUGGCGUGGAACUCAAUGUUUACUAUGGCCCCUACAAUCUGGAGGUGAAUUCAGGCCAGGGCCUGCGGACAGGGGAGGUGUUCACCAUCAACCCAGGAGAGCUGGCUUUCUUCGAAUGCCAGGCUGAUUCCAACCCACCCAACAGCUACGUCUGGAUCUCAAAGAGCCGCAAUUCAACUCAGAUCAUCACUGAGGGCCCGCGGCUAGAGGUGCGGUCCUACAGAUUGGCCCAGGCGGAAGAGUACCUGUGCCGUGCCUUCAACAAUGUGACUCAGAAGCAGGACGAGGCCCAGUUUACUCUGGUGGUGGCCAGCUUAGGAACAGGGAAAGAGAAGCACACCCAGGAGGGCAGCUCAGUUUCUCCGCUGGCAGCCAUUACUGUCUGCUCUUUGUUCAUCAUUGGCUGUAUGCUGCUUAUCUUCCUCAAGAGAACCUGCCAUCCUAAGAGAGUGCUUAUGAACAUUUACAACAGACCACUUUCAGAGCAGAAAAGACCUCAUCUUUCAGGUCACGAGGAUGCAACAGAAGACUUUGGCAUAUACGAGUUUGUCUCCAUACCUGGGAAAAUUGAAUCUGCACAGGUGUCAUGCAGAUCUUUGUCCCGCCUCGAGUCAGUUCAGGAUAUGCACACCACCAUCUAUGAUGUGAUCAGACAUGUUCCUGAAACCCCCAGUCACAGUUUGCUGAAGUAACUUCCAGCCAGGAGAGUUGAGAUGUAACUUAAAGUCAUUUCACUUGAAGACUCUUGUGUAGCUUUAUUUUCAAAAGCCUCUGUUAUCAAAGCCUGAAACACUGGUUUUGGUGGCCCACUUUUUUGCACAAGGGAUUAAGGAGACUAGUGUGAGUACACAACCUGAUCAUGCACUGCUAUCGUCCAGUAUGUCUUUUGCUGACCUUAUUGUGAGAUGAAAAUGUAUGUAUGAGUACUUGAUUUUUAUAUUUGAAGGUAUAACUGAAUCUUAUAUCUUAUUGAAACAAGCAAAUUAUUAGUAGCCAACUUUACAUUAUUUUGAAGAUCUUAUAAAAUACCUACAGGGUACCUAAACUCCUCCACCUUGAUUACUAUUUAAAACAUCUGUUUAAUUUUAAAUACUAAAGUUUUAUUUGCAAGUUCAAUAAUCGCUUUCUAAUUUAACAUUUCCCCCCAAAGAAGACAAGUGUUAUAAUGAAUGGAUUUUCUUGUACGGAAUAUAUUUAGGCUAAAUGUAUAUAUUGUACAUGGACUACACUGCAGAUUCUUUAUACAUAUUAUUCUAUAUCUAUGUUUUGCUGAAAUUUAUUUAUUCCUGUAGAAACUCUAAACCCUGUUUCCUCAAAUGUAGCAUUU